AUGUCAUUCCAAAAGUGUGCACUUGGAGACGCAACGAUCUCGGACAGACGCUAUUCAUCAUCAUCGCAUUUAGAAAUCAUUCUGGACGAUCAUUCCGACUGUGACUCGAUGUUCGACGACUACAAUAGUUCAGUAUGCGAGCCAAAAACUAGCACGACGAAGGACGAACAUAAUGCACAUGAACGACACAAGAAAAGAAUGCUGAAAACACCGAAGCCGCAUCGAUUGAUCGAAAAACGUCGUCGUGAUCGAAUGAAUUCGAGUUUGAGCACUCUCUUAAAUUUAGUUCCUCACCAAAAAGACGAGAACCAUAAACGCAUUGAAAAGACGGAGAUUAUCGAAAUGGCAAUUAAAUACAUUCACACAAUACUGGAAAACAACCAAAAAGCCGCUGACACACUGAAUGCCGAAAAGCAAACGAUUAUCAAACUUAAUGCGUAUCGUUCUGGCUAUCUCAAUUGUAUAUAUGAUGCAUACGAACAUUUCGAAAAGCAACCGUCUCAUCAACGAAUCCUUCCGGACUUCGUGAAAUACAGCACUAAUAAAGAGACCGAAUUAAAUAAUUUAAUCGAUCUACCAGAGAAAAAAACACUUCUGAAAACCCGAGCACGAUCUGCAGGUCAUGGCGAACAAAUGUGCUCUGUGUCCGACGUACAGUCAAUGACUGAGUCUGACUGCGAUGUUCAAUUUUCAAUAGAUGGUGGUGAGAAUUAUCCUAGGCAAACCAAAGUUCCCAUAUUCGUUUUACACCCAUCGGGAACACAUUAUGUUCCUAUGCAUAUUGACUCGUCCGUUGUUUCUCAAGUGUUUCGAAAGAAACCCAACGCUUCACAUCCCUCGUGUGCAGAUGAGAAAGCUCACUGUCAUCCAAUAUCGAUACCGGUUAACUUUAGUCCAGAGCCAAUCGUACUCGGUCUACGAUGUUUGUGUCCAGUAGAUGACAAGCAACAGCACCCAUUCGAGCAGAUCUUUUCUUGUAAAGAACAGACCACGAACAUUAGCGAAUGUAUAUUUGAGCAAUACAUCUCGCGAUUAACAACGAAUUAUAUCAAUACUUUAAUUAUACUCUCUGGUCAAUCUUGUGAAAUUAUUCAAUUGCAAACUACUCUGAUAUCAUUGACAUUAACUUCUCUACAUCGUUUCACUGUCGAACAAGAUCAAAAUCUAAUUCUUCGUGUUAGCAUCCAAGAAUUCGCAAGUGAUAAUCUGACAUCGAGAGGCAAAUUUGUUAUAUUACCCAGUGAUUAUUCAACUGAAACAUUCGAUCAGUUAAAACAAUCGUGUUUAGAUCAUCAAUCUUGUCCUCUACUGAUAACAUUUCAUCUUCUAAAUCGUCUAUCAAAUAAGCAGUGCGUACAACUUCAUCUCCUUUCGACAAAUGAUAAGCAUCCUGAAAGUACAAAUCUCGAAGAAUUCUCCAAUCUUCUCCUGUCAUUGUCAUUAUCUUUACCGUCAAAUAGACAGAAACAAUCGUUCCAUUUAUCUAAUCCACGCAAUAGUCACGAACAAUCAUUAUUCUCUUUAACAUCAAUCUUCCAUGAAUACGUGAUUAAUAUUGAAGAACAUUUUUUGUAUAUAUUAGCAACUAUUACCAACGAUAAACAAUUGAAAUCAUAUUCGAAAAUUCAACGACUACUUAAAUUACGACGAACUCGAUCGAAAAUGUCACGUGAAUCAACUUCGGUUGAAACAGUACUCAAUCGUCCUCACGAAGAAAUUUGGGUUGAUGGCCCAUUGAGUUCAUCACAUCCUAAGAAUGAAAUUUGGAUCGAUGGUCCACGUCAAUUCUCUCCUCGUUCACCUAAAAUUUCAUCACAUCGAUCAACUCCUCGACAUCGGUCGAAACCAAUGCAUACCAAAGCGAAACUUGUCUCUUACUCUCCGCAUGAUCACGAAGAUUCGAAGAAUUUCGAUACAGAAUCUGUCGUUAGUUCACAUUGCCAUCUGCCUGUUCUCCCUGUAUUUAAAGAUCAUACCUUACUUCCAUUUCGUUCGAAUCAACUGUUAACCAAAACGAAACCCGUGACGACAGUCGACUCUCCGAAACUCAAUCUAAAAUUAAGUACAAACAAGUUAAAUGACGAUUUGGAGAUGUUAGAGAAGACUUUGGAAACUCUUCUAGUACCAUCACCUAUCGUACCGAAUGCGACUGACAAUCAAUCAACGAUGAGUAAAUCAUUAAAUCGCAUCGAUCAUCUAUCAUCAUUAAUGUCGAACGAUGAAAAAACAAAACGUCUAUCACGAAUUGUUUCUCCGACGCGUUUUGAUAAAAUUCUUCCAAUUGACGAUACGCAUCCGUCUGUGCCGAAUUCUCCGUUAAUCAUUCCUCGAACACGACGUGCACGUACAUCGACAAAUAAACCUCAAAUACCUCUACGUACCACUAGUCUCGCUGAAUCAACUACUCGUCCGUCAAUUUUCCAACGUAUAUUUGGUUUACGUUCAUCGCAUCCUCAACAAACAAUUGUUAUUCAAUCACCACCAUCAUCACCUUUAAUAUCACCAUUAACAGUAACAUUAGAUUCUCAUGAUGACCUAAUGCCAUUAACAACAAGUAGUACAGCUUCAUCAGCAUCUGGACGUGCCAGUUCAAGUGGUUACGAAUCGAUGAGUAAUACAAUACUUGAAGAAAUGCUUGCAUCAAUGCCGACAAAUAUUACAAAUGCAAAUAAUUCAAUUAAAAUACGUAAUAAGUCAACACGGAAAGAUGAUCGUCGGACGAAUAGUAAUGGUUCAUGGAAUAGUCCAACUAUAGCGGAUAAGUCUAAUAGUCAACAACGAAUAUACCAGUUGAAGCAUCGACAAAGUGAACUCAAAUUUGAACUAGCAAUGACAAAAACAUUCUUAUUAAUGGAUAAAAACAGAACUUUAGAUCGUUCUGAAUUUCCCAAGCCAACAAUUCCAAACAGUCCACUGCGAAAGAAUUAUGAUGAAGAACAUGAACUUGAAAAAGAUAUCGAAUUCUUAGAACGACGCCUUGCAACAGCUAAGUCGCAAUUGAAAUUAUCGACAUACGAUAAAUCGAAACAGCUUCUCUCAUAG
Adineta ricciae is the source of this 3042-nucleotide messenger RNA. The record is from the annotation of a GenBank genome assembly. Lineage: Eukaryota; Metazoa; Rotifera; Eurotatoria; Adinetida; Adinetidae.